AUGACGUACUCAUCAUCCGAUAGAAACCUUCCGAUGGGUACGGGACAAACCGUACAAACCGGUAUUUUGCGGUGGAAUGUUUGUAAGGUUGCCGUUCUCGACAGAAUUGUGAAGGCGAUGGGUGAAAAGUAUAAGGAGCGAUUGUUGCAGUUAGAAAAAGUUUUAUUGUUAGAAAACGCUGAAAUAGAUCUGGGUGAAUUGAGACUCUGCUGCAGUUUUGGUGUUCCUGAUUCCUUGCGACCGCUCUGUUGGCGUCUACUUCUUGGUUAUCUACCUAUAGAACGGCAGCAGUGGUCUGUCUACCUUAGAAAGCACCGUGAAAUUUAUAACAGUCUUGUUGAAGAUGUAAUUGUUCAUCCUGGCCAGUUAUCUAUAGCGCCAGAUCACGAAACUACCGAAGAUCAUCCUUUAAAUCUCAAUCCAAGCAGUGAAUGGAAUAAUUAUUUCAAGGACAAUGAAGUUCUGGCCCAAAUAGAUAAAGAUGUUAGACGGCUUUGCCCAGAAAUCGAUUUUUUCCAACGAAUUACUUCUUAUCCGCAUAGAUCAGCAGCAAAAAUCAAUUUAUCACGUCGUAUUCAACAAGAGAACCUUUAUUCUGAAGUUCCACCAAGUAGUCAUUUCAGUGCAGGGAAUUUUAUUGCUUCACCGACUAAAACAGCCAGCAAAGAAUAUUCCAAUGUGGUUGACGAAAAUGUUGAAUACCAUUGGCAGGUGGUUGAAAGAGUAUUAUUCAUGUACAGUAAACUUAAUCCAGGAGUUAAAUAUGUGCAGGGGAUGAAUGAAAUUAUGGGCCCGUUGUAUUAUGUAUUUGCAAAUGAUGCAGAUAGCGAAUGGGCAGAAGCAGCUGAAGCGGAUACAUAUUAUUGUUUUCAAUUGCUGAUGAGCGAAAUUAAAGACAAUUUUAUUAAAACUUUGGACAGUUCCAACUGUGGCAUUGAGUCACUUCUGACGGAAUUUAAUGAAAGACUGAAGAAUUGUGACCCUGAUUUGCAUAAUCAUCUGGUCGAUGUGGGCAUCAAACCGCAAUUUUAUGCAUUCCGGUGGCUUUCUUUACUUUUGUCACAGGAAUUCUCCCUACCAGGCAAAUAUGUCAUUAAUAUAUGGGAUUCGUUGUUUUCUUCACCUGAUCGUUUGCGAUUUCUCCACUGGAUAUGUUUAGCGAUGAUGGAAAAAGUCCGUGUCCCAUUGCUUGAAGGAGAUUUUACAGCAUGUUUGGAAAUGCUACAAAUUCUGACUGGAGAUUGGUGUGUACGUAUAUUUGUGUGUAUUGAUAUAUAUGUGAAUGAAAGCCAAACUUAUGCUUUAGAAGCAGGACGCUCUUCAGAGGGAAGCAGUAGUACAACUCCAGCUUCGGUGAACAGUCAAAACAACCCAACACAGGGUGUUGCGACGCCACAACAAAAAACUGUCGGACGGGUCCAGGGUUCCACACCAUCCGGUUCCAUUUCAAACCCAGUAACUACGCAGAGUGUGGCACCUCAAUUUGCUGUUGCUACACCGCACAAUGUGACACACAAUGCUAAUCCAGAGGUGCUCUCCGUUUUCGAAUGCCCAGUUUGCAUGGAUUACAUGAUGCCACCUUAUCUACAAUGUCAGAGUGGUCACCUUGUAUGUGGCAAUUGCCGUCCCAAACUAACAUGCUGCCCUACCUGCAGGGGCCCAGUUCCAAGUGUUCGAAAUUUGGUACUGGAAAAGAUUGCCAAUACCGUUAUGUUUCCUUGCAAAUUUGCUGGUUCAGGUUGUCCUCUUACAUUUUCACACGUUGAAAAAGUGGAACACGAGGAACUUUGUGAGUUUCGCCCAUAUUGUUGCCCGUGUCCCGGUGCAUCGUGCAAGUGGCAGGGAAGUCUCUCGGAAGUUAUGGGACAUCUCAUGAAAGUUCACAAAUCUAUUACCACUCUACAAGGUGAAGACAUCGUCUUUUUGGCUACUGACAUCAACCUACCUGGUGCUGUAGACUGGGUAAUGAUGCAGUCUUGCUUCGGUUAUCACUUUAUGCUCGUGCUAGAAAAACAAGAGAAGUUCCAGGAUGGCAAUCAGAUGUUCUAUGCUGUUGUGCAACUGAUUGGUGCUAAGAAAGAAUCCGAGAAUUUCAUGUAUCGGCUUGAAUUAGCGACACAUCGGCGUCGUUUUAGCUGGGAAGCAUCUCCGCGUAGCAUACAUGAAGGUGUGUCACACGCAAUAUCUUUGUCAGAUUGUAUGGCGUUCGAUAGCCAGACAGCCCAGUUGUUUGCCGAAAAUGGCAAUCUGGGUAUCAAUGUAACGAUAUCUAUGGUUUGA
Acanthocheilonema viteae is the source of this 2280-nucleotide messenger RNA. The record is from the annotation of a GenBank genome assembly. NCBI's taxonomy places the organism in Eukaryota, Metazoa, Nematoda, Chromadorea, Rhabditida, Onchocercidae.